Molecule: messenger RNA, 1533 nt
Organism: Knipowitschia caucasica
Lineage: Eukaryota; Metazoa; Chordata; Actinopteri; Gobiiformes; Gobiidae
Source: the annotation of a GenBank genome assembly
AUGGUGCUGUUGGCAGCGGCGGUGUGCACCAAGGCCGGUAAGGCCAUUGUCUCUCGUCAGUUUGUGGAAAUGACCCGGACUCGUAUCGAAGGCCUCCUGGCGGCUUUCCCCAAACUCAUGAACACAGGGAAGCAGCACACGUUUGUGGAGACAGACAGUGUGCGCUAUGUGUACCAGCCGCUGGAGAAGCUCUACAUGGUGCUCAUCACAACCAAAAACAGCAACAUUCUGGAGGACCUGGAGACGCUCAGACUCUUCUCUCGUGUGAUCCCAGAGUACUGUCGAGUGCUGGAGGAAGCAGAAAUAUCGGAGCACUGUUUUGACCUGAUCUUUGCCUUUGACGAAAUUGUGGCUCUUGGAUACAGAGAAAAUGUAAACCUGGCACAGAUCCGCACUUUCACAGAGAUGGACUCUCACGAAGAGAAAGUUUUCCGUGCUGUCAGAGAGACUCAAGAACGGGAGGCAAAGGCAGAGAUGAGGAGAAAGGCCAAAGAGUUGCAGCAGGCCAGACGAGAUGCCGAGCGCUCGGGGAAGAAGGCCCCAGGUUUUGGUGGUUUUGGCAGCGGUGGAAUGACCAGCGUCUCUUCAGGGUCCAUCAUCACAGACACAAUUGUCGAACCAGAGAAGCCCAAAAUCACACCUGCUCCUGCCAGACCAAGUGGACCAAGCAAAGCUCUUAAACUGGGUGCUAAAGGGAAAGAAGUUGACAACUUUGUGGACAAACUCAAAUCUGAGGGUGAAACCAUCAUGCCCUCUUCAGGAAAGAGAGGCUCAGACGCGUCCAAAGUCCUGCCCCCACCAAUCAAUGUAGAGAGUGUACAUCUGCGAGUGGAGGAGAAGAUCUCUUUGACUUGUGGUCGUGACGGAGGCCUUCAGAACAUGGAGGUCCUGGGAAUGGUCACACUUAGAGUCACAGAUGAGAAGAAUGGACGCAUUCGCCUAAUUAUCAACAACAACGACGGAAAAGGACUGCAGCUGCAAACACAUCCUAAUGUGGACAAGAAGCUGUUCACUGCUGAGUCAGUGAUUGCGCUGAAAAACCCUGAGAAGUCUUUUCCACUUAGCAAUGACGUGGGAGUUCUUAAGUGGAGGCUACAGACCACAGACGAGGCUCUCAUACCUUUAACCAUAAACUGCUGGCCUUCAGAGAGCGGCACUGGCUGCGACGUCAACAUUGAGUAUGAGCUACAAGAAGACAGCCUGGAGCUAAACGAUGUGGUCAUCAGCAUCCCUGUACCGUCGGGUGUGGGGGCCCCAGUCAUCGGGGACCUGGACGGAGAGUACAAACACGACAGCCGGCGAAACAUGCUGGAAUGGUGCCUCCCGGUGAUCGACGUCAACAACAAGAGCGGCAGCCUGGAGUUCAGCAUCGCAGGGCAGCCCAACGACUUCUUCCCCAUCAACGUGUCCUUUGUGUCCAAGCGUAACUACUGCGACAUCCAGGUCAACAAAGUGGCCCAAGUAGACGACGACAGCCCCGUCAGAUUCUCGUCCGAAACCUCCUUCGUGGUCGACAAAUACGAAAUCCUGUAA